UAAAUAUUCAACAUUUACUAAUCUCGUUGUUUUAUUAUUACUACUACUACUAUCACUAUUACUAGCAAAUUUCAUUUCACCAGUUGAAAUAUUCUAUUCUCAGUUUAAUUUAAAAAUAUUAACGUUUGAAUGUUUGUUGGGUCUUUGGGAUUUUGUUUGUACAACUGGCACGUUACUAAGUUACCAAGCAGGCGUAAAUGAAGCGAAGACUGCACGAUCGAGUCGAUUAUGAUGAUGAUGCCCUCACAGGUGGUGAUGAUGAUGAUGACAGCUAUUCCCUCAAUGGAAAGUGUACAGGCUCUCCGACACAAAGUUGCCUCAUUCCCGAUAGAAAGAAAAGAAGAGGGAUAAUUGAGAAGAAGCGGCGAGAUCGAAUCAACCAAUGUCUCAUGGAGCUCAAAAGAUUGGUCCCUGCCGCUUUCGAGAAGCAGGGUUCAACAAAACUGGAAAAAGCGGAGAUUUUGAAAAUGACAGUGGACCACUUGAAGAUGACCCAGGCAACAACAGCCAACAACAGCACCAGCAGCAACAACAUAAACAAAGAUAAAAAAUUCUGCAAAGGUGGGUUGAUAGAGAGCAGUGCUUCAACAAGUGUUAAUUACAAACUGCUUGGCUACCACGAGUGUGCCAGUGAGGUAGCCAGGUACCUGACGACCUACGAGGGUCUGGGCUCGCAAGAUCCACUCUGCGUCAGAUUGCUCAAUCAUCUCAACUACUACGUCACACAACAACAACAACACCAUCAACAGCAUCAACAACAUCACAAGUAUAAUCAUCAUCAGUUACAUGUACCAAAAUUGCAUUUCCAACACACAAUCAGCAACAACAACCGAUCGUCACUGUUGUCCGUGGCCACCUCUGAGAACACUCAAUUGCAGGUUCAAUCGGGACUGGGCUACUGGGACCAGCCACCAACUCGCCCCAUUGCAAACCGGCCCUACAC
Messenger RNA from Helobdella robusta, 943 nucleotides. RefSeq lists its product as hypothetical. Gene Ontology annotation, molecular function: RNA polymerase II cis-regulatory region sequence-specific DNA binding; protein dimerization activity; DNA-binding transcription factor activity, RNA polymerase II-specific. Gene Ontology annotation, biological process: regulation of transcription by RNA polymerase II; regulation of neurogenesis; anterior/posterior pattern specification. The record is from RefSeq and is a predicted model, not a curated record. The annotation marks the transcript as partial. The transcript has 6 exons. Gene Ontology annotation, cellular component: nucleus. Lineage: Eukaryota; Metazoa; Annelida; Clitellata; Rhynchobdellida; Glossiphoniidae.